GUUUAACGGUUCUCACGGCACUUUGCUGUCACUCCCGUGGCUUUUAUUAGCGCGCGAGCUAACGUUACCUAGCUUGUAUUAGCUCGUCAAUGCGGCUAGCAGUAGGCUAGUUAGCAUAGCAGUAACAUUAACGGCCAGUUUUAUCGACACAAUUGAAAGGCAUAUCGUCGUUGCCUCGGCCCGUCAGUAGCACCCUUUAUUAGACUUGGGCUCAUGCGAAUCGGGGAGGAAAGGUUAAUGUGAAGGUGUUAACCUUCGCACUUGCUGUUAGCCAAAGCAUUGUUCCUAGCACGUUGCCUCGGAGUUUCUUGCUAGCUGGCUAGCCCGGUUAGCUGCUGUCAGAUCUUUGGCACCGCCCAUACCAGAGGAAGGAGCUGCCACUCAGCAAUGGAAGCCAAUAAAGGUAAAGGGGAUCAAGGGAUGCAGAAUCCAAGUGGGCAGAUGGACAGACCUGUCAGCUUCCACUUCUUGGAAAGCAUGCUUCCCAAAGUAGUGAAGAGGCGAGUGCACGCUUUGAAAAGGCUACAGGUGCAGUGUGCUAACAUAGAGGCUAAAUUCUAUGAGGAGGUCCACGAGCUAGAGAGGAAGUAUGCUGCCCUCUACCAGCCGCUGUUCGAGAAGAGACGAGACAUUGUGACAGGAACAGUGGAACCCACAGAUGAAGAGUGUGAGUGGCACAGUGACAGAGAGGAAGAGGAGGAGCUAGCUGAGGAAGUAAAGGAAAAAGCUGCUAUUGAGGAUGCGAAGAAAGAGGAAGCCACACCGGAGGAAGACCCCAAAGGCAUCCCUGAGUUCUGGCUCACCAUAUUCAAGAGUGUGGACAUGCUCAGUGACAUGCUACAGGAACACGAUGAGCCCAUCCUAAAGCACCUGAAAGAUAUUCAAGUCAAGUUUUCUGAGCCUGGACAGCCGAUGAGUUUCACAUUAGAGUUCCACUUUGAGCCCAAUGGUUACUUCAACAAUGCAGUUCUCACUAAAGUCUACAAGAUGAAGUCGGAGCCUGAUGCCUCAGACCCUUUCUCAUUCGAGGGACCAGAGAUCAUUGAUUGUGAAGGCUGUCAGAUAGACUGGCACAAGGGGAAAGACGUGACGGUGAAAACCAUUAAGAAGAAGCAGAAGCAUAAAGGCCGUGGCACUGUGCGCACUGUUACCAAACAGGUUCCCAAUGACUCUUUCUUCAACUUCUUUAACCCUGUUAAAGCUUCACCAGAUGGAGAAAUGGAUGAAGACUCUGAGUUCACCCUAGCCACAGACUUUGAGAUAGGUCAUUUCUUCCGUGAGAGAAUAGUUCCCAGAGCAGUGCUGUAUUUCACUGGAGAGGCCCUGGAAGAUGACGAGAGUUUUGAAGAGGAGGAGCUGGAAGAGGGAGAUGAAGAGGAGCAAGAUGAGGAAGGUGAUGAUGACGAUGAUGAGGGAGAUUUUGACCCCAAGAAAGAACAGCCCCAGCCUGCCGAAUGCAAACAGCAGUAACCGUGGUGAUCAGGGGAGGCGGAGACCUGCGCUCCGUCAAAUCAGUUCUUAGCCAAUCAGCAAGUCCUCCUACUCUUGCAGGCUCAGCCCUUUUACGAACUCUCACCUGAACGCAAUAGAACGCAAACCAAACUGCGUUUUUACUAUGUGCAUGACUUAUUUUUCGUUUGUCUUGCGCCCAUCUCACCCUUUUGUUUUCUUUUUUGUUUUCUUUUUUUUUUUUUAAUUUGGCUUCAUUCGAACUCCAAGCGGGAAGUGACUUGACUAACUAAACACACCAUGGCAUCACAUAGGGACAGUCUUGUUUUGAUAAGGUGGAGUAGGUACUACUACUGCCAACAACCUCAGAACAUCAUCAUAAGGAUUUAAAAAACAAAAAAAAAGAUAGGAAAGAAAUGGCUCCCAAUGUUAGUUUUCAUGGAAAUUGAUCAGUUACUCAGGGUUUUUUAAUGCCAACAAGAGGAAGUACAAGUUUACCAGGAAACUGCUGAACAAGUUUGACUUAAUCUUUCACUGGGGUCGCUGCAGUGUUUUUCUUUUUGUUAUGGUGUUUUUUUUUAAGAGACAAACAAUGUGUCAUUUUGAAUUUACUUUACUUUUUUUUUUUUCUUAAAUGUUCAUUGUCAUGUCAUUGGACUAUUUAUUCUGGUGUCAUGCAGCUGUAUGGAGGAGGAGGAGGAGGGGGCGGGUGGUGCAUUUUAGGAACUCUUUAAGGCCCAGCAACAGCAAAAGCUCUUGUUUUAAUUUUAAUUUUUUUUUUUUUCAUUGGCUCAAAUCUUAUUUGGGCUUUAGCCGGUCAGCAAACACAAAUACUGCCAAGUCAUGUCGUCCAAAUGAAUCUCAAACAUUGAAGAAUUGUGUCCCGCAUCAGCACUGCUCACUUCUGCCCAGGUGUAUUGGGCCUAACAAGCAUUUAAACAGAGCACCUGAGUGGACACCCAACACUAAAUUGAAAUCAUGUGACAAGCAUGAGGUCAUACGUCAAAACCGCCAAGAUAUCUCUCUUCCCCUGUUCGCCCCACCACCCCUGAAACGCUCUUAAUGCUCACUAGAGGAUAAUAAGAACAAUUCGCAAAAUCGAGACAUUUUGAAAGUAGAUAUUUUUGUCCACGUAGGUUGGAGGUAGUUUGGAUUUCCCUCAACGUCACAACCGUUCUGGUUAAUAUUUCCCCGCUGAAGCAGACAAAGUGGCAAACCUGCAACCUGUCGUGGUUGUUUUAUAAGACAUCACCUCCGGUAUGUGUCAAGCUCUUAACAGAAGUCAUUUAAAAGUCAUUGAUGGAACAGCGUGCGGAUGUUUGGAUCAAAUGUAAAUUCUGUUGCCAACGAGCCAAAAAAACCCCGAAAGACACAAAACACACUGUUUUCUUUUUAUAAAAUUGUUUGCCAAUUGUCAUUAACACCGUGUAAUCUAAUUCUGCGUUUAAAGUUGUUUAAGAAUAUAUAAAUAUUUCUGUUAUUGUCUAAUGAUUCAGUAGAAUGUCUGUGGAAAAACAAAUAUAAGAGGUUGCCAAUGUAUUUUAUAUACUGUACUUGGAUUUUGGCCCGGUCGGUUGGACACGUUUGCCCGGUGACUGGUCUACUACGGCAGUCACAGCGAAAGAUAAUACCCACUCCUUCUUCUCUUUUUAAAAAGAACGAUUGUAGAUCUUACUAGACGGAUCUCUCCAAGCCACGGUUGACAUCAUCAGAUCUACCACAUUGGACCGUGUGCUAGCAAUGGCCUUAACUGGUUCUUAUUCACAAUUUGUUACUUGCGCAAUAUUUCUUUUCAAUUUGUACAGAGUUAGUUAAAAUAUUCUAUUAAAGUUGUGCGACAUGGAAAUGUG
Acanthopagrus latus (yellowfin seabream) is the source of this 3299-nucleotide messenger RNA. It is a transcript of the gene nap1l4a, whose product is annotated as nucleosome assembly protein 1-like 4a. Gene Ontology annotation, molecular function: chromatin binding; histone binding. Gene Ontology annotation, biological process: nucleosome assembly. The coding region runs from base 388 to 1470 and encodes 360 amino acids. Lineage: Eukaryota; Metazoa; Chordata; Actinopteri; Spariformes; Sparidae. Gene Ontology annotation, cellular component: nucleus; chromatin. The record is from RefSeq and is a predicted model, not a curated record. The transcript is spliced from 14 exons.